GCGGCCGGGAACGCGGCCCCGCGGGGUAGCCCGGCGGCGGGCCCAGGGCAGGCCCCCCCGUCGCCAUGGCAACGCAGACCUACGUCACGGAGCUGACGGCGGCGACGACGCAGCAGCAGCAGCCGCCGCCGCCGGCCCCGCCCCCCGCCGCCCCCACCCCUUUCGGGGCGGAGCUGCCGGGGGGGCCCGCCCCCCCCGCGGCCCCCCCGCCGCCCGCCGCCCCCCCCCGCGCCCCCCCCCCAGCAGUACAUCGUCGUCACCGUGUCGGAGGGCGCGCUGCGGCCCAGCGAGGCGGUGUCCGAGGGCAGCCCCGCCCCCCCCCGCGCCCCCCCCGGCCGGGCCCAGCCCGGGGGUGCAGCCGGUCCCGGGCACCCAGCGCUCCCCGGCGCCGAGCAGCACCGCGGCCCCCAAACCCGGCCCCCCCCCAGCCGCUGCCGGGACCCCAGGAGGUGCAGCAGCUGCCGCCAGUGCCGGUGCAGCACGUCUACCCUGCGCCGGUGCCGUACGUGGAGGGCGGCGACGGCACCUACCCCCCCGGCACCAUCCGCUCGGGGUCAUAUCCCUACGCCGAAACGCCGCUCUACAGCCAAAACGCCGGCACCGGCUACUACGAAGCGUCGGGGGGGGGCCCGUCCAGCCCAGCCCGCCCCCCCCCCAGCUCGCAGGCGGCCGCUGGCAGCGCCCCCGUCCCCAUGUAUGUCUCGGGGGGGCAAAUUCUGAGCAGCCCCCCUCCCGGCACCGCCACCCCCGCCACCCCCGGCACCCCCGGCACUGCCGCUGGCACCUACGUCAUCCAGGGGGGUUACAUGCUGGGGGGGUCCGGCCAGUCGUACUCCCACACCACCCGCGCCUCCCCUGCCACGGUGCAGUGGCUGCUGGACAACUACGAGACGGCGGAGGGGGUGAGCCUGCCCCGCAGCACCCUGUACUGCCAUUACCUGCUCCACUGCCAGCAGCAGAAGCUGGAGCCCGUCAACGCCGCCUCCUUCGGCAAACUCAUCCGCUCCGUCUUCAUGGGCCUGCGCACCCGACGCCUCGGCACCAGGGGUAACUCCAAGUACCAUUACUACGGGCUGCGCAUCAAGGCCAGCUCGCCGCUGCUGCGGCUGAUGGAGGACCAGCAGCACCUCGCCAUGAGGCAGCAGCCCUUCGCCCAGAAGCAGAGGCUGAAGCCCAUCCAGAAGAUGGAGGGGAUGACCAACGGGGUGGCCGUGGGGCAGCAGCCGCCGGCCGGGCUCUCCGACAUCAGCACCCAGGUCCAGCAGUACCAGCAAUUCCUGGACGCCUCCCGCACCCUGGCUGAGUUCCCCGAGAUCGAUCUCCAGGGGAAGCCGCUGCCCGAGGGCGCCUGCGCCGAGGACGUCAAAGUUUUCCAGCUGCUCUACCGCGAGCACUGCGAGGCCAUCGUGGACGUGAUGAUAAACCUCCAGUUCACGCUGGUGGAGACGCUGUGGAAAACCUUCUGGAGGUGCAGCCUGAGCCAGCCCAGCGAGGCCGCCCCCGUCGCAGUCCACGACGAGGCGGAGAAGCGCCUGCCCAAGAGCCGCCUGGUCGUCCUCUCCAAAUACGAGCCCGUCCUCAGGUGGGCCAAGGACUGCGACCACGCGCUCUACCAGGGGCUGGUGGAGAUCCUCAUCCCCGACGUCCUCCGGCCCAUCCCCAGUGCCUUGACGCAAGCGAUCCGAAAUUUCGCCAAGAGUUUGGAGAGCUGGCUAACGAACGCCAUGAUGAACAUCCCCGAGGAGAUGGUCCGCGUGAAGGUGGCGGCAGCAAGUGCCUUUGCCCAGACGCUGCGGCGCUACACGUCCCUCAACCACCUGGCGCAGGCGGCGCGCGCCGUCCUGCAGAACACGGCCCAGAUCAACCAGAUGCUCAGCGACCUCAACCGGGUCGACUUCGCCAACGUCCAGGAGCAGGCCUCGUGGGUGUGCCGGUGCGAGGACCGCGUGGUGCAGCGGCUGGAGCAGGACUUCAAGGCGACGCUGCAGCAGCAGAACUCGCUGGAGCAGUGGGCGGCCUGGCUGGACGCCGUCGUCGCCCGCGUCCUCAAACCCCACCAGGGCACCCCCGGCUUCCCCCGCGCCGCCAAGCUCUUCCUCCUCAAGUGGUCCUUCUACAGCUCGAUGGUGAUCCGGGACCUGACCCUGCGCAGCGCCGCCAGCUUCGGCUCCUUCCACCUGAUCCGGCUGCUCUACGACGAGUACAUGUACUACCUGGUGGAGCACCGCGUGGCGCAGGCCCGCGGGCAGAGCCCCAUCGCCGUCAUGGGAGAGUUUGCCAACCUGACGAGCUCCCUCAACUCCCUGGACCCCGACAAAGACGAGGAGGAGGAAGAGGAGGAGGAGAGCGACGAGGAGCUGCCGCAGGAGAUGGGACUGGGGGCGGGGGAGGGGGCGGCGCUGCCCCCCGAACCCCUGGAGCCGCCAGCCAAGCUCCCCCGCACCGACGCCCGCGGCCUCUUCGUCCAGGCCCUCCCCACCAGCUGAGGGCCCCCCCCCCCCCGGUACCCCCCCGCCCCCCCCCCCGCGCUUUCACCCCUGCCUGGGCCCCCCGCGUCCCCCCCCUCCCCGCAGCUACCCAGCGGGGGGGGGGCCGGGGGGGCCGCGGGAGUCGCUCAGCGGCGACAAUGUGCCUUAAGCAACGCGCCGGGAUCGUGUGCCAAAGCCCCCCCGGCCCCCCCGAGGGGAUGGACAUGGGGGGGGGGGGGCGCGGGGGGCCCCGCUGCUCCAGCAAAGGGAAUAGCAGGAUUUGGGGAUGGCCCCUCCCCGGGGGGGGGGGGGCAACUUAGGGACCCUUGGGGGGGGGGGGAAAUGCUGGGGGGGGGGGGGGGGGGCAAAAAACACCCCGGGGGGCGGGGACAGAGACUGCUGGGGGGGGGGGGGGGGGAAGUCACAGAGACCCCGGGGGAAUCCUGGAUGUUGCCCCCCCCCCGGAACAAUGUUGGGGGGGCAACUCCCCCCCCAGCCCCCCCCCGCCCACCCCCCCAGUGCCAAACACCCCCCACGCCCCCGCUGCCUUACGCCAGGACCCCCCCCCCCCGCAUGAAGGGGCCCCCCCGGCCCCCCCCCCCGAGCUUCAGCCCCCUUCCCCCCUCCCCCCGUAUUAGAUAUUCUAGUUUUCGAUCAAUUCUGUGCUUUUGUACCCCCCUGCCCACCCCCCGUGUGUCCGGGGCCCCCCCGGGGGGAGGGGUCGGUGUUUGUGGCCGCAAUCGAGAGCCCGUGUGAAAAACCUCUAUUUUGGGGGGGGGGCGGGGGCCCCCCCCAUGCCCUCCCCCCCCCCCCCAGUGUCGUCCUCCCCCGCAGACGCUGUUUUCUACCUUUUGUAGUUCUUUCUUAAGAGGAAUAAAAUCCGCCGUGGUCUUU
This is a messenger RNA of Aquila chrysaetos chrysaetos, 3362 nucleotides long. RefSeq names its product regulatory factor X1 (gene RFX1). Gene Ontology annotation, cellular component: nucleus. Gene Ontology annotation, molecular function: RNA polymerase II cis-regulatory region sequence-specific DNA binding; DNA-binding transcription factor activity, RNA polymerase II-specific. The record is from RefSeq and is a predicted model, not a curated record. NCBI's taxonomy places the organism in Eukaryota, Metazoa, Chordata, Aves, Accipitriformes, Accipitridae. Gene Ontology annotation, biological process: regulation of transcription by RNA polymerase II.